Molecule: messenger RNA, 4462 nt
Organism: Homarus americanus (American lobster)
Lineage: Eukaryota; Metazoa; Arthropoda; Malacostraca; Decapoda; Nephropidae
Product: cationic amino acid transporter 3-like
Exons: 15
Coding region: 135-3629 (1164 amino acids)
Biological process (GO): amino acid transport; transmembrane transport
Cellular component (GO): plasma membrane
Molecular function (GO): amino acid transmembrane transporter activity
Source: RefSeq, a predicted model, not a curated record
CGAGCCGACCUCAUCCACUUGUCAACUAUCAUGUCACUACAGUCACUUGUUGAUACCAGUUGGAAGAGCGUCGCAGGGAGAUGACUUGUGUUAUGUAGGUCAUCUGGGUGUGGAUACUGUACACUCUUUCCACAAUGAAAAACUUUUUUGAUCGUCUGACAAGACGAAAAUUUGUUACUUUUGAAAAUACAGAACUACCUCGAGUUUUGACUACGAUUGAUCUCACGUUUUUGGGUGUUGGCUCGACUAUUGGUGUUGGCAUCUAUGUUCUUGCUGGUCAAGUUGCCAAACAGACAGCAGGACCAGCAGUCAUAAUAUCAUUCCUCAUUGCUGCCAUCGCCUCAGUUUUUGCUGGUCUGUGUUAUGCGGAGUUUGGAGCCCGUGUGCCUAAGGCCGGUUCUGCGUAUGUCUACAGCUAUGUGUGUGUGGGAGAAUUUGUUGCCUUUGUAAUUGGGUGGAAUUUGAUUUUGGAAUAUGUAAUUGGAACAGCAAGUGUUGCCACUGGCUUCAGUGGUUAUGUUAAUGAACUUACUGGCAAAGUAAUGUCCAAGGCAUUAACUGAGGCAAUGCCCAUCAACAUUCCCUUUCUCUCCGAAUAUCCAGACUUCUUGGCUUUUGGCCUUUCAUUUGUACUUUCAAUUGCUUUAUCUCUUGGAGUAAAGAACUCCUCACAAAUGAACAACGUGUUUACCUCCAUCAAUUUGCUGGCGAUAAUUUAUUUUGUCAUAGCUGCUGGAACACAAGCAAAUUUAAAAAACUGGCAACUGAGCGGCAGUGAUCUGAAUAUAACUUGUUCAGAAGAUACCGAGUCCAAUGAGGAAAAGUGGGGAAGUGGGGGUUUUGCUCCCUUUGGCUUCAGUGGCAUCAUGCAGGGAGCAGCCACAUGCUUCUUUGGCUUUGUUGGCUUUGACUGCAUUGCUACAGCUGGUGAAGAAGCAUUGAACCCACAACGCAGUAUUCCUACAUCUAUUGCCCUCUCUCUUACGUUAAUUUUUGUGGCAUACUUUUGUGUGUCUUCAGUCCUCACACUUGCCCUCGCUUACUGCAUAGAGGACCCAGACGCUCCAAUAGUGCAACUUUUUGUCCGCCUCGGGUGGGAUGUCUCCAAAUGGAUUGUUAGCAUUGGUGCUUUGUUUGGAUUUUCUGCAAGUUUGUUUGGGGCAAUGUUUCCCCUUCCCCGAGUGAUUUAUGCCAUGGCAAAUGAUGGAUUGGUUUUCCGCUUCUUAGCCAAAAUCGACACGCGCUUUCAAACACCUCUCAUAGCAACUAUACUGUCUGGCCUCUUCUCUGGUGUCAUGGCAAUGAUGUUUGAGUUGGAGGAACUAGUAAACAUGAUGAGCAUUGGAACUCUUCUUGCCUACAGUAUAGUAGCUGUGUGCGUCAUGCUGCUCAGAUACACAGAUAUUGAUAUGAGCACUGGCAAGUCUGAGUACACCCUGCUCAAGAACACGUAUGCUGAGGAUGAAGAUACAGAUGCACAAAGCUUCACUGAACUUGGACAUCAUACAGAUAUCCCGGUACAUUCAACCCAUACAGUGAUGGACUAUGUAAAUCAGUUGUUUAACCAGAAGUGUUUAAAGAACCCAACUGACCUCACAUCUUCACUAGUCACCUAUGCAACUAUAGUAUAUUGUGUACUCGCCUUAAUCCUCGCUCUGUUGCUGAGACUGUUACAGAAGCAACUUAAUGAUGUUAACGGGUUGGCUAUAGCUGGUGUUGUCAUAGUUGCCAUCCUCUGUCUCAUCAAUAUCAUCGUACUUGCCCGUCAACCAGAAUCUAAAAAGGCGUUGUUUUUCAAGGUGCCAUUUGUGCCUUGGACCCCUGCCCUCAGUGCCUUCUUUAACCUGUACCUAAUGUGUAACCUGCCAUAUCAAACCUGGGAACGAUUUCUGAUUUGGAUGGUCAUUGGCUUUGUUAUCUACUUUGGCUAUGGGUUGAGGAACAGUUCAGAGGAACUUUCACCAAGUCAUCCUAGAUAUGGGUUAAACAAUCCAGGUUUCAUUGGAGAUGGCUUAAAGAAUCCAAAUCGGCUUGUAAUUCCCACUAUUCAGAUACAGCCGGCCACACCCAUGAACUCUGAACCUAACACUCCUAAAGCAGUGCCCAAAACCAAACAGAAGAGUACUGCAUUACCACAGUCUCCUCUUGUUACUGUAAAGGUUCAGGAUGUGCUGCCUGCAGGUACUAGUGCUUCUAAGAAUGACAGUCUUUGUGACCCUGAAAUUCAGAAUGCCUUGGCUUCUCUUGAUAAAAUGGUUAAUGAGCCUGCAAGAGGGAAAAAAGAACGACUUGAGAGUGAGACUUGUGCAACAUAUCUUGAGAAAAAUGAUAAUAGCCCGGAAGAAGUUACUGACGGCAAUAGGUUGUCCGACGAUGAAAUUAGCCCGGAAGAAGUUACUGACUGCAAUAAGUUGUCCGACGAUGAAAUUAGCCCGGAAGAAGUUACUGACUGCAAUAAGUUGUCCGGUGAUGAAAUUCAGGGCAGAAAGUUGCCGUCUCUACCAGGGGAAAUAUCUUCUGUAAGCAACAGUGAAGUUGAAAACGAUUCUUCAGGAAGAAAUGAAGAACCUAAAUUUAUUGAGAAAGAAAAAAGUAGUUCAGAAUAUGAAUCUAUUGAAAUUUAUUUUAAGGAAAAUGAAGACAAAUUAUGUGACAUGGAAGAUGAUCAAACUGAUCCUGGAUAUGCAGCUCUCAAGGAUGUUAAGGCUCAGCUUUUGGACACAGAAAAGACCACUGGGGAAGUUAAGGCAGAGGUUGAGGAUAAAGAACAAACUUUGUCAACAGAGAAUUUGCAGAAAGAGGGAAAACCUGAAUCACCAGAUCAGUUUAAGAAAGACACAGAACCUCUUUAUGCCAAGGUUGAUAAAAAAAUGAAGAAAAAAGUUGAUCCUCUAGAAAAUGAAUUAGAAAAUAAUAAUAUAUUAGUUAGAAAUAAAACUGAAGAUGGUCCAGCUUUAAAAGGCUCCCACUCUGUACCACUCCUGCCAUCCUUCCACAGUAGUGUACCAAGUUCACCUGUGUCACAAAGACACCCAUUUAAAAAAUUAAAGCGAAAUUCUAGCUUUGAUGGCAUACCACCAUCAUCUCCAGACAGUCCUUUUGCUCGUCGUUUAGGUAACAAGUUUGUCAUUAUUCCAGUUAAGGAGCCAGGCAGUAGCUCUGAUAAUGACAGCAGCAAUCAGGUAUCACCUCUUGUGAGUCCUCUGGGUGACAAGAAAGACCCAUUUCUAGAGCAGACAGAUGCACAAAAAACGCUGAUGAAUGAGAUAAAUUCUAAAUUAAAAGGUUAUUCUGAAAUGGCUGCAAGUGAAGACCAGAAAGAAGAGAAUAAUGAACGCAAAAUGUUCACUGUGGGAAGUGAUGAUUCCCUGGAAAGUGUCUUGUCCGGAGCAAGUUUUGGCAGCUUUAUAGAUGACCUCCCUAGUCCUACCAUAACAAGUCCGACUAGGGAAUUUAAGAAAGUAUUCAGCAAAGGAUCUUUAUUGUCUGAGGGGCUUGACACUAUAAGGGAACGGGGGGAAAGUAAAAUAUUUUCUGGUGAUGAAGAGAAAAUAGAGAUCAAAGAUUCAAUCUCUGAAAAAUCUGUUGAAACAAACUCAGUUGCUGAAAAUUUAUUGGGAAAAAAUUAGGUUGAUAACAAAUUGGAUAACUCAACAGAGGAUGUACAGAUUCAUACUGAAGAAAAUAGAGAUUUGGUGGUAAGUGAACCGGUAUCAUCCAUAACUGAAGAAAAGCCAAAAGAACAAAAUGAACUUUCUGAGAAUGAGAAAACAACUGAAAGGAUAGACCCUGUGAGCAUGCCUGUGGAUGAUGCUCAUAAAGGAGAUAAAGACGAAAAAUUACAAGAUAAUGAAACUGGAGGUAUUCAUAGAGUGUUUCCUCUACUAAUACGGUAGUUUUAAAAAACUAAAGGCAAUGUUUGAUAAUUAGUGGAAAAUUUCAAACAAGAUUUGUUUAUAAUAAAUUAGACAGUCUUUGACAAAUAGGGAAUUAUUUUAUACAGAGGUUUAGAUAAACUUGGGUUAAUGAUUGCCAGGUAGUAUGCAAUCUGUUAAAAUAAUUUAACAAAUGUUGAUAGACACAAUAGCCUUAAUUGGCAAUUAUUAGGAAUUAUGUAAUGAAAGCUUUAAUAAGCUAAUAAAGGUGUUUGGUAAGGGUGCAGAGGCCUGGUGUAUACAGUACAGUUCUUUGCCUCCUCUCCUGAGUGUCAUUGAUUUGCACUUGAGGAAACCCAAAUUUACCCCAACUGUGAAAGGGUAAAUAACCUUACAGUUAGGUAAGUGAAAGUAGUCAAGUACAUUGCCAGCCUCACUGUCUCUCUGUACCUAAAACAGGCUUAAUCUGUAGUGUGCUGUAACUGUACUACCCCUAAGGAACUCUUUCUUACAAUUGCUGUUUUGUAGCUACAGUACUAAGAAUCAUUUAACAAAAAAAAAAGAUCAAAUUAAUGGCAGUACAGUGG